Messenger RNA from Wasmannia auropunctata (little fire ant), 1134 nucleotides. RefSeq lists its product as uncharacterized. The annotation marks the transcript as partial. Lineage: Eukaryota; Metazoa; Arthropoda; Insecta; Hymenoptera; Formicidae. The transcript has 3 exons. The record is from RefSeq and is a predicted model, not a curated record.
GCACCGGCAAGAGAUCUUGCGCGACAUACUCGGUUGUUUAUCUAUAUUAUGUAUAUUUAUGGUUUUAUUGGCGUCACUGCCGUUACUGGCGAUCCUGUAAAAUCCUGUUUUGUGCAGCGCGGUUAGACCGAUUUGAACUGUGUCGUCAAAACUGUAUAAGAUCUUUCUCAAACGUGAUUGUGCCAAUUGAGUAUUACAACCUCUGUAAAUAUUUAGAACUUUCGCUGCCAAUUUAGGGCCGAUGCAGAAAGAAUGUAAUUAACUGUUUCCGACAGAGUACGUAUAAACAUAAAUCGUUGUCAUAGAUCAAUUGUAAAUAGUCAUAAGUACAAUGAUUUUACGUAAAGUCGUAACAGAAACGCUUGAUACGAUCAACGCCUACGUAAAAUUAUUGUGCAUUGAUCUAUGUUUACGAACUCUGUUGAAAACAGUUGAGAAGUCGUCUUUCUGUGUGAUCAGUCCUUAUAGCGCUUCUUUCUGAGACCAACUUUAUCGGCCAUUUUUAAGAAGAAGAAGUCGGAACUGUGUGCAUCAGAUACGUCCGUUUGGUUAUUUUACUCUGUGUCCUUUAUUUUUCCAUGGUUUUUGUCAUUAUAUUCGCGAAUUUACUUCAACUUUAUAUAUUAUUACAUAUAUGUAUAUGUCAAUCCAUUGAAAUUAGCGCGAAUUUGACGAAAUGUUUGCGUACGUGCGCUUUAUAGACGAUGAUGUGUGUAGUAUUGUGUCGACGGAAAAAAUAAAAAAAUUUGAUGUAAAUGAUAGUCGAAAAUUUGAACUAAAAUAUUACGUGCAAUACGAAGAUGGUGAAUAUUAUAAAGCUAAUGUAAUAUAUCUUAAAGAAAGUAUUGAAGAACUAAAGGCAAUCAUAAAAGCAAAGAGAACAAAAUUAAUUAAUAAGAACUUGCUUGUUUCACAAUCGUCAGAUGACGAUGACAGUAUAGUCGAGUAUGUAUCAAAAGUAGAUGAGCCAAAAAAGAAAAAAGAAAAUAAUUCUAAAAAAAGGACAAUGGAGGAUGUGAGCAAACAAAAAUUGGAAGACGAUAUUUUCAGCUCCUACAAUAAUAGCAUUUCUCAAGAUGCAGGAAAUCUAUCAACUGUGCAAAAAAAAAAUAUGGCCAAAGUAAUGAUUUCAUC